AUGUGGGGGGACCGGGGCGGCCGCGGCAGGAGCAGCGCCAGCGACCAGGGCGCGCAGCAGCGUCCGCUCGCCCGCCUGUGCUGACCUGCCUCUCGCGCCCCCAGAGAAUGUCAGCCAAGUCCAAGGGGACCCCCGCCUCGUCCUCUCCAGCCGAGGGGCCGCCGGCAGCCUCCACGACCAAGGUGAAGGAGCAGAUCAAGAUAAUCGUGGAGGAUCUGGAAUUGGUCCUGGGGGACCUGAAGGACGUGGCCAAAGAACUUAAGGAGGUGGUUGACCAGAUUGAUACCUUGACCUCUGACCUACAGCUGGAGGAUGAGAUGACGGACAGCUCCAAAACGGACACGCUCAACAGCAGCUCCAGCGGCACCACGGCCUCCAGCAUAGAGAAGAUCAAAGUGCAGGCCAACGCGCCGCUCAUUAGGCCCCCAGCACAGCCCUCGGCCAUCCUCACGGUCCUGAGAAAGCCCAACCCUCCACCGCCUCCUCCUAGGUUGACACCUGUGAAGUGCGAGGAGCCCCCGAGGGCGUUGCCCACUGUGAACCCUGUGAAGACCAACGGCACCCUGCUCAGAAACGGAGGCUUGCCAGGGGGACCCAACCGAAUUCCAAAUGGAGAUAUCUGCUGCGUACCCACCAGUAACCUGGACAAGGCCCCUGGGCAGCCUCUGACGCACAGACCUGAAAAAGACAGGUGUCCCCAGGCAGGGCCUCGGGAACGAGUCCGGUUUAAUGAGAAAGUGCAGUACCAUGGCUACUGCCCUGACUGUGACACCCGGUACAAUAGAAAACACAGGGAGGUCCACGCACACGGCGAACCUGUCCACCUGCCAGGGAAGGGCCUGCACCAAGGCCGGCCCCUCCCUCCUCCACCCCACAUCCCUCCUUUCCCGCUAGAAAACGGGGGCCUGGGAAUAAGCCACAGUAACAGCUUCCCCCCUCUGAGACCUGCAACUGUGCCUCCUCCCACUGCACCAAAACCACAGAAGACGAUCUUGAGAAAGUCAACCACUACCACAGUGUGAUGUAUGCCAUUUAAAAAAAAAAGAAAAAAAAAACUUUUGUUUUUUUUAUUUUCUGUUAUAAACAUAAAAUGAUAAAUAAUGAGCACUUUCUACUCAAGCAAUAAAAAGCCCAAAUAUAUUAAUCCUGCAUUCAGCAAAGUGGCAUAAAAAUCACCUGGUAAGUAUGUAGUACAUUGCUUCUAUCCUGGGUAUACAUUGUUCUGGAUGUCGAAUCAUCAAAAAUUGCAGAAUAAGGAAAAAGGAAACCCGAAUGCACUGUUCUUGUGAUUGACCUUUGACAAACUGUGGCCUGCAGAUUUAAAAAUUUUUGAUGCACUGCAAGAGAUGGGAUCUGAUUCAUUUUAUUCAUGCCCAACUCAUCUAUGCAUUAAAAUCACAUCACACUCUUAACUUUGGUCCAAAGUUUUUUAAUAAGAAGUUUUAAUAUGGAAGGACUAUUUUACUAUUUUAUUCCUAGAGAUGUUUGUCACUAGUUUUGCAUUAUUAAAUGCUGAGGAUAAUACAAAGAGAUUAUUUUCUAUACUAUACAGUUAUGAAUUCUAUGUUCAGCUAUAUGUGUAAUAAAAUAUUUUGGUCUAUGGAAAUAUCAUUAUGUCAAUAAACAGUAGGAGUUAAUGGUGAUACCAAAGGUUCCUCAGAAUUAGAAUCUAUUUUGUGGUUCAUUGAAUGCAGUGUUAAUGUUCAUCAGAAUGGGAAGCAACUGCGACAGGAGCCGGAAUCACAGUGAGUCUGUGGUAGAGCUUUCUGCAUUAAAUAUCAUAUUCCACGCUUUCAAUGGAAUUUUGCACAUUUGCAUGUUAUGUCCUCCAUUGCAACACUUCCAGAAGCGUCUGUGUAUUCCUCCCUCCCAUGUUGCCCUGCAGACCCUCCCCACACUUGUAGGUUUCCAGGAUACACCACACCCCUUACAUCACUGGGACUGUGAGAUACUUUGUCUCUUGGAUCAGCAAGCUCUCUGCCUCCCUGGAUAGCCCACCUUUACAGGAGAAUAGCAGAGGGAAAAUAGCGAUACUUCAGUAUCAGCCUUAAGCAUCUCCCCAACCCCAUAGUUGAAAUAUGCCAGAGUCCCUUGUUGGUCCAUAGAAGAAAGAGUGGGAGCCCUUUCUACCAGAUGUCAAAUCAAAGUCCUCUUCGGUUUCAUUUGUCAGUUAAGAAAACUUACCCACUCCUGGGCCAAGUGCAGUUCCUCACUAUAUUGAUUUGAACUGAAAUUUUUUGCCCUGAAACAUUUUCUUGGGAAUGAGUUCAUUCAUCUCCCCUGGAUUUCUGAUGAAACAGGUGCCUGGAUAAGUUUGGUACAUUAAGUGGGAAGGGUAGAGGGGUUCUGUUUAGGAGAAAUGUGUUUACUGUGCAACUUGAUAAAGGGUACAGCAACCUUUUUGGAUGUUUGACUUUUGAUACCAAAACUUAAAAUUUUACUAUUUUACUGCUGCAAAGGGUGUUGGCAGUCUUUAUGGUUUAUUCUUUGGCUUUCUCGGGCUCUAUACCAUGGUAAUUUGGAAUAAAGUUUUAAACAACUUUCUAUUUAUAUUAAUGUAUUUUAGGCAAAAUACAGAGAGAAAAUAGGGUUUAUUUUUUAAAGGAACAGUUAAAUGAGUGAAAACCAGAGAAUGUUAUGUUAAACGUUGACUCUCCCUGCUUUUGUUCUUUACGGGUUGGAUAUGAAGACAAUAUAAACAGAAUAAUUCAACUUUUCAGAGUGUUACAAAACAUACGGACAAUCAUCAAGAAAUGCCAUAUUCUAAAAUUUAUUAACUGUACUUUCAGUAUGUUUAACAGACAUGGGCCAGGUAUAUAAAUAAUAAAUAAAUAAUGGACUUAUUGAA
Messenger RNA from Lepus europaeus (European hare), 2848 nucleotides. RefSeq names its product proline rich 16 (gene PRR16). Bases 108 to 1022 code for a protein of 304 amino acids. NCBI's taxonomy places the organism in Eukaryota, Metazoa, Chordata, Mammalia, Lagomorpha, Leporidae. The record is from RefSeq and is a predicted model, not a curated record. Gene Ontology annotation, biological process: positive regulation of translation; positive regulation of cell size. The transcript is spliced from 2 exons.